Messenger RNA from Cyclospora cayetanensis, 2562 nucleotides. RefSeq lists its product as uncharacterized. The transcript is spliced from 7 exons. The record is from RefSeq and is a predicted model, not a curated record. Lineage: Eukaryota; Apicomplexa; Conoidasida; Eucoccidiorida; Eimeriidae. The coding region runs from base 1 to 2562 and encodes 853 amino acids.
AUGGGAGCGACCGCUGCAGCAGGUGCUCGGAAGGCAUCUGAAGUUGGUCCUCUUCUUCCUUCUCCUUCUCCUCACCAAUCCAAGGCCGUACAGCAGAACGCAAAGCAUCCGUCGCCCUUUAUGCGAAUCACAGGUCUAGCCAAGCCUCACGAUCAGGCAGCUGCAGCAGCGCACCAUCCAUCAGCUCCCGCCGGCAGGGGUAUCCUGUCCCCUGGUGCUGCUGGUGCCGCCACUGCAGAUGCUUCGCCAUCGAUUCAGAGCCAAGAGGGCAUCAGUGGCGUGAGAGAGAUAGCAUCUCCUACCGCAGUCGACGCCAGUGCAGCUACUAGCCUCCCUGUCGUCAACUCGGGCAGUUCAGAUAUUUAUGACGAUCCUGGAACCAGCCAACCCAUGAGUGAGCGAUCCAAGCAAUGGCUUGCGUACGACAAGGAACACGGAACGUUGUGGGGUCGCGAUUGGCUGUAUUACCGCCUUUUGCAGCAGCGCUUGCCACCGUCGAUCUCCCUGCUGCAAGCGGCAGCAGGAGUGCGUCGAGUGUCGAGAGAGAUGCUGCAGCAGCGCAAGACGCUCAACAGCUGCCGUUCCCACGUUGCCUCCCGUCGAAGUUUGCGUCCUGACGGGGACCUCGACAGAAUUGUCAGGCGGCUGUUUCCUUCCCUGCGAGCCUUCGAGGAGAAGCACCAUGUCCUCCUGUCAAGAGCCAAUCAGCGGCUUCACUCGAACCAAGGAGCUGCUGCCGAGCAUGCAGCCGCCGCUGCUGCUUGUGCUGCUGCCGCUGCUACCUGCACGACCACUCCGGCAGCAGGAGCCCCCGAGACAGCGUCUGCAGCGUGUGGACUCCCGCCACACAAGCGGCAGCUGCCGCAGGGAGCGCUGGUGUCGCCGCUGCAGCUGCAGCAGCACCCCAAGAAACACGGAAGCAUUCUCAACACGAGCAGCAGCAGCAAGGCGUAUGCCUUGCUGCUGCUGCGCCCCCCCACUCCCCCGCCUUUUGUCGAUGCUUCGGGGCAGCUGGUCCCCCGUCAGCAGCAGCAGCAGUCGCAUGGGAGGCCGCCUUCUCUUUGCGCUGCGGAUGCAGCUGGAUUCGCAGUCGCAGGCAGCACGCACUCCCGAUACCUCACUAUGGCCAUGCAAGCUGCCCUCCCUCCUCCAGAGAGGAAGCGGCUCCGCCGUGAACUGUCUUUGCUGCUGCGGCGGCAUCAGGCUUCGACGGCAGCAGCAGCAGAGGGAGGGGACAGUGCUGCAGCAGUCCGUCUGCACUUCGAGCUCCUUCCGGAUUUGCUGAUGCCUCAUCUGCCCUUGCUGGAGCAGAACAGGCUGUCCACCGACGGCAGCUGCACUGUGCUGCAGCUCUCCCGCUUCGUCGCCGCACGCCUUAACCAGCAACAGCAGCAGAAGCAGCUGCUGCAGAAACAGCAGCUGCAGAAACAGCUGCAACCCAUUGCAGAUCUGAGACUCUACACCAAAGAGCACCGAGCCCCCUUCGGACCCAAUUUGACGUUGGCUGCGCUGCAUCAGCUGUCCCUCGCCUACCCAACGGAAUCGCUGGUUGUUUAUUAUACAACAAGAAGCUACAAUGACGAAGGCGGGGGUGUCUUGAGCGGGUUGCGCGGUCAUCUGACGGAGGUGUCUUUGCUUGUACCUGCCGAGAGUGCUGCUGCGAGUCGCUACUUGACACAGCAGCAGCAGCAGCUGCAAAGUCUCUCUGGAGGCACUCCAACGGAUCGACAUUCAAGCCCGUCCCCCAGUGUGUCUGGGGGUGGCGGUUCCCGGGGUUCUGCUAUGACACAUGCAGCACUUUCUUCUCUUGGGGGGAACGCGAUGGGAACCCCUGAUGGGUUGUUGGCGGGGGCUCUCGGUGCACGUUGCGCAUUGCCCCCUGAAAGCGGCCCAACUCCUGAAAGACAGAGGGAACAUGCAGCAAACGCUUCUUCAACUCGUGCAAGUACAGCCAUGCAGCAGCACCUUCCUGCAGCAGUGCUAGGAGCAGCGCGAACGCCGCAGGGCUCUGCUGUCGCCGUUCCACACCCAGCGGCAGCAGCUAGCGCAGGACGCUUUGGCUCUGGAGCUGCCUUCAAGCCUCUAGAUGCCUCUCUGCCCGUGGCAGCAGCCGAUCAGGUGCCUCGCCGCAGUGCGGCGGUAGGAAUGCCUUAUCGGCCAAGCGGCGUGGGGGCCCCUGGGACGGCGGCCUCGAGCUUCGCAGCGCAUGCAUGGAUAUUCGUGUCGCCUAGAUGCUGGUGGAGUUUGGCAAGCGCCUCUGCUUUCUGUAGUUAUGUAGGCGGCUGCCUUGCUCGUCAGUUAGCCAAAAAAUUAGAUGUAGUCUGCUUGCAUCGUAAGGCCACUGGACAUGGUGCAAGCGUCACUAACCCUGAUCUAGGCACAUCUGCAACUAAAUACCCAUAUAUAAGCUCACGCAAGUCGAGUUGUUUGCGUACUGCAGGGCCGGCUGCAUCAGCAGGGUGUGGCGACGCUGCAGUUGCAAAUUCAACAGACCGUCAGAUGAAUGAUGUGCCCGCAUCAAUGCUGGCUGGGACUGCCUGCAAAGAUAUCGAAAUUCCUUGA